UGCUGUUCUACAAGCCACAUAUAUAAAGCAAAAGGCACACGGAGUUAAUUAUACUUCUUGGAAAUAUAGUUGGUACACGUAUUAUAUAUAAUAGAUAACUGGAAAUAUGCAGUAUUAUUUUUGCAUAUUCAAUUCCGCAAUCAGGUUCAAACAGAAUAGAUAAUCUACAUCCAUUACACAAUCUAAUGCAUCCUAAACAUAACCUGCAUUCACUCCGAAAUUUUUGAAAUAUAGUUAGUGCGCGUAUUAUAUAUAAUAGUAACUGGUAAUGUGCAGUAUUUUUUAUAUUUAAUUCCGCAAUCAGAUUCAAACACAACAGAUAAUCUGCAUCCAUAAAUAAUACCUAAACAUAAUCUGCAUUCACUCCGAAAUUGAUUUCGCGAAUAAACAUCCGUGUACAAAGCCUGCGACGCCGAAAGAAAACAGCGAUCAGUCAUUUCCGCGCUCCAUACUUUUUUUUUUAAUAGACUGGGAAGCGUGCCGUGUGUCACGACGGAAAAAUGAGUGUGCCGUCACCCUUUCAUAUUGCUUCACCUACCCCCAUCCGAGCAGUGCAUCUCAAUCCAUCUCGACUCCGCCGAUGCCUCUCCGCCUCCUCUCCGUCGGCUCUCGUCAGCCAUCUUGUGCAAGGCAUCCCAACGUCCCGUGCAUAAUGCUCAGGAAGCAGCCACGGGGUUGGUCCGUCUUUCCGAACAGCCUAGCUCCUCACUGGCUGAUUUAGAGACUCCGGCGGAAGAAGCUGCCGCUCCCUCCAGCCAAUCAACGUUCAGCAACCCUGCACCGGAGGAUGAAUUAGCUCAGUGCGCGGAGCGAUUCGCAAGGAAGCGAAAAAAACGACCAUAUACAAAUAUCAAAUAAAUUUGGUGCAUCGUGUGUGCCCACGCGCGCGAUGAAAAACAUCGUAUGGUGACGAAAAAAAAAUCAAAAAGCAUCGUACUCCGGUGUUGCAGUUUGCAGAAGUUAAGGUAGUUUGGUGGCACUCACUUAGCACGCUUUCGUCCGAUCAGUCGCGCGCUUAUUCGACGCGUGACAGUGCUGGAAGUGAUACGUCAACCUUGCCGAACGUGACUCUCGUGACAGUUGUGUGAAAGGUGCCUGUGGAAUUGUGAAUCGUGCCGCGAUCUGCAAGAUUAUACAGGAAGAACAGUUGAGACUUUGUGAUUUGCCACUCAACACCUUCGGACAACCGCGUUCGAAGGCGGAAGAUGAAGACGUCCAGUGAAAGAGGGGGAGAGUGACGAAAGUGAAAGAGACUGACGUAAGUGAGAAAGCGUCCAGUUCAUUACGAGAUCAGUCAAAGAGAGACAUUGAGAUCGACGACGUGUUUGUUUGGUGUUCCCUGCAGUGGUUCAAGGUUCCAAGAGAGCAGAAAGCUACGCGUUUCUGAUUUUCAUCGACACACUGGAAAUGGCAGAGAUAUUGGUAUCAAGGCCCGCCAAUCAUCACUCACGUUCCAGACCUGUAUGACACGGAAAUGUCCGAAUGCUAGCGGAGCAGCUGCUGCCGCCGCCGCCGCCGCCGCCACAGGAGGCGUGAAGCUGUGUCGUCCGUCGUCUCCUGAGACGCCAAGAGAGAGCGCCCGCUAGCGGCCUCUCUCUUGCGACCCCCGCCCUCACGAGACCUGGAGACCGUGGACGCGUUUCCUCUGGAGCCCCAGCCUCAGACGGCCACCAAGAUAGGGGACAUCGACGUGGCCAUGAGUUCGUACUUCGCCAACUCCUACCUGCCCACCGAGAUGCGGCCGGCGGCAGGAGGAGUGGGCAACGGCGACCACUACGGCGCUCUACAUGUUGCGCCGCAGCCCAACGGUGACCCGUGCGAUCAGCGGCAGUACCUACCUUACGGAGGCUCUCCGGGACACCAGGGCUACCCCCGGUUUCCGCCGUACGAUAGGCUCGAGAUCCGUGCUAUCACGAAUACGGGUAAUUCUCCGAGCCCACCGGGCGGUUAUUACGGGAACCACUGUGGGGGACAGCAGCCUCAGCAGCCGCCUAUGACGCAUCCCAAUGCGUAUGUGCCGGCGUCGGUGGACGGCCAGAACUGUCGUGGGUCGCCGAAUGAAGCGCCAGUCCCGCCGCCGAUGGCGCAGUAUCCCAGUUGCAAAAUGCAAGGCGGACAUAUGGGUCACGGUGACCCACAGGUUGUUCGUGGAGGCACAGACUGUGGCACGACGCCCGUGAUGCAUCCAGCGGCUUGUGGGAGUCCUGUGCACUCGCCGCCGCAGCAGCAGCAAAACAUCUACUCCCCAAAUCACGGUGCUAUGCCCCCAAAUGGCCAGCCGCAGCCGAACCAUAAUUCGGGAGCCAUGCCCAGCCCUCUCUACCCUUGGAUGCGAAGCCAGUUCGAGCGAAAGCGGGGCCGCCAGACGUACACGCGCUACCAGACUCUGGAGCUGGAGAAGGAGUUCCACUUUAACCGGUACCUGACCCGCCGGAGGAGGAUAGAGAUCGCCCACGCAUUGUGCCUCACGGAGAGGCAAAUCAAGAUCUGGUUCCAGAACCGGCGUAUGAAAUGGAAAAAAGAAAACAAGGCCAAACUGGAAGCGGGCCUCGCCCUCGGCCACGGUCCUCCGGAGCUCACGCACCACCCUGAGCACGGACCCCAGUAACCGCCAGUUUUAAACCUCGGUACUGACGACGACGCGUGAGCGCGUAUCUCCAUCGUCCCCCAGUAUGGCGGUGCCAUCCAGGAUGGUCUCCGCUCUAACGUGUACAUAACGGUCGACCCGUCAGCAGGGUAUGUUCAGCGUUCGGUGCCCAAAGGGAGAAGCGAGAUCGUGGUAGUUUCAGGACAUAACUUUGGUGGAACUACGGCAUAGGGCUCAGAGAGUGCUUGGUCACGUCGCCGUACAGAAUACUCCUCACUCCAAUGCUCACUCCGUCUUUUUUUUUUUUUUGUAAAUACGGCGCUGUCUUUCACCUCCGGUACAUUCGAUACAAAUGUCAUGCUCGCAUGUCAUCCAAGCGGGUGCUCAGGUUACUAAUGGCUUUAUGUCGACCGGUGACGACCGCUCGACGGGACGUCAAAUUUCUUAGUUUAUUUUGUUUUAGCUGCUGCACUAGUCCCCAUUUGCUAUAUGCUUGUUGGGUGUUCACAUUGGAGCUUACGUGUUUACACCGAUCGUCGAUAUCGUCACUCGUUCACUUUAGCUGAGUACAAAAAAAUUGGUGAAAUUUACCAAUGUGUAGCAGGAAUGUAGUUGGUCAGGAUCAUUGUACAUUUGUUCAUAGCUUUCCAAUGUAUAUUUAUUAUUCGUAAGAUCUGUGCUUUUGCACAGAUUGCUGAUACUCGGAUAUACCUGAUAUACGUAGACGCUCUUUCUUAAGUCAUAUCAGCCGCACCACUGAAUCUCGUUUACUGGUUAUUUAAUUUUGAUCAGUUUGGUCCAUGGCCGCCCGCAUAGCGAUACCACGAUUUCUUCAUCCGGGGGCUUAUCACUGUCUGAAAUUUUAGGUCACAUUAGAGAGAUGCUCAACAUGGUACCUUCCUAAGUAUACGUAUGUUCCUUUCACCUAGAUGCGCAUCACUCAUCAGCUAGCGUCAUGUCGAGUACAGGUUCUCUUCUGUUGAUACGUAUUCGGAGUGUGCAGAAAAUAGAAGCAGGAACAGCGCGAAUGAAUCCGCAUAUUCGAGCCGACAAUGGGAGCUUCCUUAGAGAGGUCACCACCGGUGGCGAUGCUCCGAAGCCAAGUCGAACAAUGCGGUGAAAGCGAGAGUUCUAGCAGUUGUUUUCGUUGCCAAGGGCGUGCAGCUAAUUCUAACAACGUGAACAAAAAACCUGCACACAAUGCUCUGCCGUAACAUGAAAAGCAGGCGUAGUUGCACGAUGGAGAAUCCCGCCUGGUGAACGAGCAAGAACAAGAACCGCUGGCAGGUCGUCCUCACAACGCCGCCAUCAGUCCCAACCCCCUUCGUAACUCCGCACCGGCUUCUCCGAGGUCCCUCCCCAGUUUCCAGAAAAAGAUGAAAAGGAUCCCUUGGAGCCUUCUUCUUGUUGACGUACUUCUGACGAUGGACUCCACAGGGGGCCAGUUACCUCCAUGGCGCCGAGGAAUGGGCUGCGGUGUGUCCUCCUUGCGCAACCGCGGGCUCCGGCUGAGCUGGUCGCUCGAGUCGUUCGGCGGCGGCCGUUUUUGACCCUGCAACUGCAAAACUCUUCGCUACAUCUUCUCCUGGCCGAGCAUGACUCUGCCCACUCGUGAUCUCAUCAUUCUGUGUCCAAGGAAACACGUUCAGGAAAGGUGAGCUGAGAACAAUACGCGACAGGACCCUCCUCACACAACUCCUUCUUCUGGUCCAGAGUUACCUUUGUCAUGCGUGUGUGUCUGUGCAACAAGGAACACUGUUUAAGAAGACCGGACUUAGGUUUCCCCGCAUCCAGACUUUCCGCUGGGGCAGUGAAAGUGAAUGGACUGCAGCUGUGCUGCAAACUGUGUUUCGUGAUACCCUCUGUUGUGAUGUGAUUCUCUGACGCAGUUUCAUCGUGAACAUUUUAUGUUUUGGGGUACAGAAGGGGCAAAACGUGCGGCAUGUCCGAUCUGUGUAUUAAGUCUUCAGAGGUUUGUACGUAUGAGAGUGGCGUUUAACGCGGGUCGAGUAUCACUCUAUAAUGCUGCUAUACCACUCUAUCGGACAGUCCGCAGACGAGAGGUCAAUCCCUCGAUAUCUACUCACCGAGAUAUACGUAUUUCAUUGUGAUCGCUUAUGGAGAGGUUGCUGGAAGUUAAGAUGAAGACGUAGCUCAAAAUAUUUAGUAGGACGCGAAGUAAUUUAAAAUAGCAAGAACGAGAUCUUCUCAUACUUAGUUACUCCGAACUCAGCUCCGUCACAACACGCAUUUAUUUCUCUUGGCAGAGAGAGGGAAAUACUUAUUUUGUGAGCAGUAGAAUUGAUGGCGGCAAAACAUAAAAAGAAAGAAAAGAAAAAAUUCCAGAAUUCAGGUUGGCGAAGCCUCGAAUGCCUGUAUUGACCCAUAUAUUGUCUAGACUUCAACAAAUUUCGCAGAACCUGUUUUCAAAGGGCAGAUUAAUGGUAGCGUGUUACCAUGACAUCAAAAGAUGCUGGUUGCUCUUAGCGACGUGCAUGGGACGAUAAGGGAAGGUAUGGUUACCAUUAUUGUGAGAUAUCGAUACGUAUAUUGGUUAGAAACCACCCCAAUUUCCUUUCAUUGCUCUCUUUCCAAGAUGAUACUCAGAAAUGUGAAAACGAGAUAUUCCUGAAGUUCUGUCGCUCAAAUUAAA
Molecule: messenger RNA, 5240 nt
Organism: Ornithodoros turicata
Lineage: Eukaryota; Metazoa; Arthropoda; Arachnida; Ixodida; Argasidae
Product: homeotic protein antennapedia-like
Exons: 4
Coding region: 1697-2608 (303 amino acids)
Biological process (GO): negative regulation of transcription by RNA polymerase II; anterior/posterior pattern specification
Cellular component (GO): nucleus
Molecular function (GO): DNA-binding transcription factor activity, RNA polymerase II-specific; RNA polymerase II cis-regulatory region sequence-specific DNA binding
Source: RefSeq, a predicted model, not a curated record